AUGGAAGUAGAUGAGCCGGAUAUGAGGGAAGACACCUGCGACUCUCUCGUUCACGUCCGAAGCCAAUAUCCAAACCCUAUCUACUCUAUGCUGCUCUAUAUUCAAAGAUACAAGACCCUGCAUGAAAAGUCUCUAGAAUGGGUUCAGGAACUGGAAUGUCUCUACAUGAAGAAGCCAACCCGCAAACGACGUCGCGCUGAGGAUGAUAGGCCAGCCGGGCCCGCGAAAAGACUGCUAGGGCGGCGCUACAUUAACCCUCUCAACCAUUCUGAAAGAAACUAUGUCGCAGUUUCUUACACCUGGAACCCCGCCCAGGGCGAAGAACAUGCUACUGGUGGAUACUGCGUCGAAACACGGCAGGAACGACAGCCGGUUCUGACAAAAGUGAGGGACGUGGUGCUGAAGCGAGUGACGAAAUACGUCAAGUAUCGCAACUGCGAAAACUUUUGGAUCGACAAGGAGUGUGUCGACCAGGAUGAUCCUGGAGAACAAGAACUUGCGAUACAAUCCAUGGAUCUUGUCUACAGUCUAAGUCGCUAUCCGGUUGCGUUACUCUCCGUGCGCGUCGAGUCAGUUGAGAACUUUAGCCUUUUGCUCGAGCUCCUGAGGGGAGCGUUUGUUAGGGACGAGAAUGACGCGCCAUUUCUGAAACGAGGAUCCGAAAUAAACCGGAAAGCUGAGAAGGCCCUGAAGCUACUGGAUAGAAUUACUUCGGAUCGAUGGUGGACAAGAGGGUGGACCUUCCAGGAGGACUACCGCGCCUCUACGAAGAUGACGCUUCUUAUUCCUCACGAUCGUUCGUUGGAGGCGCAGAAACGAAAUGCGCAGGACUCCGUGAGUGGGAAGCCUUUGUUUGGGAAGCUUAGCGGUGAGCUUUGUGUCAACUCGGCCGACUUCCGCAAAGAGGCCUCUCGAUUCUGUCUCGCGUAUCAGAAGCAACAGAGACAUGAAGAACAGGACGACGCCACUUGCAAAAACAUUCUGAUGCGAGCGGGAAAAUAUACUGAACUACUUCGGAAUAUAUCGGGAGAUGUUGACAGCACAUUCUGCAGAUCCAUGUCCCCCGUCAUCUUCGCUGACAUCAAUUCCCGCGGAAUAGAAAAACAUUCCGAUCGUCUCGCCAUCGCGGCCAACUGCUGCAACUACUCCAUUCGCCUGGACACCAGGGUGCUGAAGACGGAAGGUUGCAGCUUGAGCAUGGCCAUGCUAGCUCUGUACCUCUUCAACGGCGAGAUUAUCAUGAACAACGACGAUGAUAACGAUGGCAGCAGUAGCGCUCCACUCGCGGACAACAUAUCCGACUUUCUGAAGAAGCAGUCUUUGAACACCUUCCAGCCGGCAGUAGAUGAGGGACUCACUUAUAUCAAGAGCUGCCGCUUCAUCGAUGUCCAGUUGGUGAAAGAAGGCGUCCAGACCGCAGGGCAUCUUUGGAAACUUGGCAAGGCGAUUAGCAUCGACCUUGCCUUUAGCCUUCCAUUCGAAGAGGAUUCCCCCAAUGGAUUGACCGAAUUCCAACGGUGUUGUCUAAAGCAGUUGGUCGCGGAGCUGGCAUCCGGAGGGCAAGGCAGACAAUACACGGCGCUUGCUGAAGAUCUUGAUAAUUACCUCAAGGAAGAUGUACGGCUAUCGGAUGAGCAUAAGCCGAGCUUCUCCAAGCGAUUCAAAGAUUGCAUGGCUGGAGAACUCGUCGAGGCUAUAAGAUCGAAAGGAAAGAUACUCCGCUUGGCAUGUCUUGUGAAUCAACUACCAACGGAAGAAUACAGUCCUUACAGCGGAAUCUUUGCCUGUGACAUCGGUGAAGAUGGGACUGCGGGCUAUGUCUUCACAGCUUCACGGCCGGCUGGAGGAGAUUUUGGGGAUAUUGACAAGCACGUUUCUUUGAAAGUCGAUUUGCGGAGUUCCACGAAGGAAGGCUUCCCGCGAUUAUUUACGAAGAGAUGGGUUAACGGGCUGUAUUUCUUUGAAGGGCGUCGGAGGCGAAAGGUCGUAUUCCCUUGGCCAGCAUCUUUAACGAUGUGA
Messenger RNA from Coniosporium apollinis CBS 100218, 2019 nucleotides. RefSeq lists its product as uncharacterized. NCBI's taxonomy places the organism in Eukaryota, Fungi, Ascomycota, Dothideomycetes. The transcript has a single exon. The coding region runs from base 1 to 2019 and encodes 672 amino acids. The record is from RefSeq and is a predicted model, not a curated record.